Molecule: messenger RNA, 2535 nt
Organism: Malassezia sympodialis ATCC 42132
Lineage: Eukaryota; Fungi; Basidiomycota; Malasseziomycetes; Malasseziales; Malasseziaceae
Gene: HSL7
Exons: 2
Coding region: 1-2535 (844 amino acids)
Biological process (GO): regulation of DNA-templated transcription; peptidyl-arginine methylation
Cellular component (GO): cytosol; nucleus
Source: RefSeq, a predicted model, not a curated record
AUGGCGAUCCCACGGGCCCUGCGUCCGACGCCCGAAGCGAUUGGUGUGUCGAUCAAGGAGGGAGAAGCUGUGCAAGAUAUCCUACGGGACACUAAACUAUCCCCUGUAACUAAGGCUAAGAGUUUGGCGCAGGCUGGAGGCUAUGAUGAUAUUGUUCUGGAAAUGACCAACGCACGUUGGCGUGAGCGUUGGGAGCGGUUAUGUUUGCGGUCAGUCACUGCUGAUCCAGAGGCAAGCACCACCAUGAUUCGCAGUACGAGCCGUGCUGUACUACCUGAACCUUCCGAAGCCGGGGAUCUGCGAAUGCGGGUGGAAGCAGAGGAAUGGCGCGCGCAGCCCCAGUUUCACCGAGCUGAACUUAAUGUGUCGGGUAGCAACGAGAUAAAAGAGGUGACGCUCGUCCUCAGCCAGUGGCUCGAGCUUGACUCGGUGGAUGAGGGGAUCCGAUUUGACUCGGAGAUUGCUCUGCGCCAAGAAAUGGAGUAUGCCGCGUAUCUAGGUGCGACGCAAGUAAUCCUUCCGUCACCAAGCAGCGAUCCAGAGCGCUUGCCUUACCUGGCUGAUUACGCUCGCGCCAUUCGAUCAUGCCUUCAAGUUGCAGGGCCACUAAUGAAACUGGCUGUGCGGUUGCCUGUGAGCUCUCCUCAUAUCUUGGCCACGAUGCUUAAGCGACAAAACUUGCAGGCUUCGAAUGGCACAAUGGCCAUGCCAGCCGCUGCCUACUUGCGAACCAAUGACAACUGGGCCUGGGAGACCUGGGAAGUCCUACAAAAUCUCUGUGGGUACCACACGCAGCUAUGUAUUGCACUGGAUAUGUCCAUGCCUUUGCCACCUUCGUCGUCGAUGAUACACUGGGUCAGUGAGCCGGUAUCGAUUUUGUGGCUCCCAUCUUCUUCGUUUCUUGCCAAUGGGAAGGGCUACCCCGUCUUAUCAAAAUCGGCCCAGUCGCUUGUGCAACAGCUAGUUCAGCACGCGCCCCGAAUUAUCCUGAGCGAUAUUACGACCCCACCACCACAGCAUAGUCGGGGAGGCCCGAGCGCCUAUCUCCAGUACAUUCGCUAUCUGACCAAACAGAAAGCACCAACGACGAAACUUGAUGCUUUUGCGCAAGGCUACCACGACUGGCUGCAGGCACCGCUACAGCCGAUGGAACAAAAUCUUGCCGCAGAUGUCUACUCUAUGUUCGAAUCGGACCCCGUCAAGUAUAAUCUGUAUGAAGAAGCUAUGUACCAAGCUCUUUCACAGCAUGGAACUGCAGGAACGACAAUGAAUGUUUGGAUCGUGGGUGCAGGGCAUGGUGCCUUGGUGGACCGAUGUCUGGCUGCAGCGGAGCGCGCAUCUCGCUUGGUGCAUAUUACGGCCCUUGAGAAAAAUCCAGGAGCCUGUGUGAGCUUGCAAAGUCGCCAGGUGACCGAGUGGGGUAGUGAGCGUGUGCGAGUUCUCCAAGGAGAUAUGCGCACGCUUUCUGUGCCUGCAAGCAUGAGCGACCGUGCGGACGUGGUCGUGAGUGAACUGCUGGGUAGCUUCGGGGAUAAUGAGCUUGCCCCUGAAUGUCUUGAUGGUGCCAUGCGGUUUCUGAAGCCACACGGCAUAUCGAUUCCCAGCUCUUACAUACCCUACAUUGCACCUAUUACCACCCCGAAACUGCAUGCAUCCAUCAAGGCCCAAGAUACGCAUCCACACGCUAAAUGGAUUGGGAUGGGAAUGCCUGCUACGUCGGCCAAAUUCGAUGAGCCCUUCGUUGUGAUGUUCAAGAGCAUGAAUUUGCUCUCUGACCUCGAUGAGGCAUGCAAAUGGCCUCGUGUGCAACCUUGCUGGCGCUUCGAGCACACGCCUAUGGAUAAUAGUGGCCUUGUUUGUGAUACGAAUGGUCUGCCUCUCUCAAACAACCACAAUGUUCGCUCCUCCGUUAACACUUUUUUCAUCCCUCAUGCUGGUGUGUGCCAUGGUCUAGCUGGUUACUUUGAGGCACAUCUGUUUGGUAACGUGGUGCUCAGCAUUUUUCCUGAUAAGAUGCGAGCCAGUCCCAAUAUGGUGAGUUGGUUCCCGAUGUUUUUCCCUUUCCGUGAACCACUGUACCUGCCAGGUAAUGCAGAGCUGGACGUGCAUAUCUGGCGACUUACGGACAAGCACCGUGUAUGGUACGAAUGGUGUGCAGAAGUGUUCCUAAAACUCGGUCUAACGAGGCCUGUCACGCCCGAGUCAGGCGGUGAAACCCCGCGCGCUUCGGACGACACACGGAACUUGUCUGCCUCUGAUAUGUUGCCGCCUUUUGUUAAUGCACAGCAUACGCCUAUGAUGCCGUCUGACGCGCUGCCAGGAGCAGUGGUGCAAUCGAUGGCAGGCGGCACCGGCACACCUGAGGUGCCCCCCGUGGGUCUUGGCCUGGGUAUGCCCCCUUCCUCGACAGGGCACGACACGACGGUUUUGAAAGCAGGUGUUCCGUCUCCGCAAACGACUCGUCGAAUCAAAACGGGGCAGACAGAUCUGAUGAAUGCGGGCGGACGAGGCUCAUGGUUGACUAUCUCGACGUAG